GGUGGACGUCAUCGAACGUCACCCGGUACCUCUGCCACUCAUCACUGACACUCAGCUCUCUCACCACAUCUCCGUUGUCGCUCGCCCAAAAUUCACCAAUUGAGUCGUUGAUAACUGCCGUUGAAGAUCGUCGGCAAUUGCAAACCUCAUCAAUUGCAAAGCAGCAAGUCUUCUGGUCACCAGGGAAGCGUUUGAGCGCCAUCCUCAUAGGACCCCAAGCGUGAAGCUUAAUUCCCUUAGACCAGACGGACGGCUAGCUCCCCGCACUUCCCACAUCUUUUGUCAACAACGAGCCAAGAGCUUCAUCCUCCUCCGCUUCAUCACAAUGCCCAUUACACUACAGAGAGCAGUCGCCCCGGCGUCACGAUUUGUACCGAGAACCAUCUUCAGAUCUGUUCGGACACCGUAUAUCCCCUUCACCCUCAGAGCCGCUUCAACCAUGGUUCCCAAGCUCAAAGACCCCUCACUCCUGAAGCAGGAUGUCUGCUACGUCAACGGCGAAUGGGUAAAGGCAAAGUCUGGCAAGACCUUUGACGUGACCGACCCCGCCACCGGCACCAAAAUCGCAUCAUGCCCCGAAUUCUCCGCAGCCGAUACGGACGCCGCCAUCGCCGCCGCCGCCACGGCCUUUGAGACCUUCCGCAACAAGACUGGCCGCGAGCGCUCCAAGCUGCUGCGCAAGUGGUACGACCUCAUGAUGGAGAACGCAGAGGACCUGACCACUCUCAUCACCUGGGAGAACGGCAAGCCCGUCGCCGAUGCCAAGGGCGAGGUCACCUACGCCGCCAACUUUUUCGAGUGGUUCAGCGAGGAGGCUCCGCGUAUUUACGGUGAUACCAUUCCUUCCUCCGUUCCUGGGAACCGCGUCUGGACGAUCAAGGAGCCGGUUGGCGUCUGCGGUCUCAUUACACCAUGGAACUUCCCCGCCGCGAUGAUCACCCGCAAAAUCGGCCCCGCCCUCGCAACAGGCUGCACAGUAGUCUGCAAAGCCCCCGGCGAAACCCCCUUCACCUCCCUCGCCAUCGCCGAACUCGGCCACCGCGCCGGCAUCCCCGCCGGCGUCGUCAACGUCGUCACCUCGCUCGACAACACCCCCGAAGUCGGCGAAGCCCUGACCACCAACCCGACCGUCAAGAAAAUCUCCUUCACCGGCUCCACAAACGUCGGCAAGCUCCUCAUGAAGCAGUGCUCCGGCACCCUCAAGAAGCUCUCCAUGGAACUCGGCGGUAACGCGCCCUUUAUCGUCUUCGACGACGCCGACGUCGAUGCUGCUGUUACGGGAGCGAUUGCCUCCAAGUUCAGGUCCUCGGGCCAGACGUGUGUCUGCGCGAACAGGCUGUACAUCCAAAGCGGCGUCUACGACGACUUUGCGCGGAAAUUCGCCGCCAAGGUGGAGGAAUUCAAGGUCGGCAACGGCUUUGACGAGGGAAUCACCCACGGACCGCUGAUCCACGACCGCGCCAUCGAUAAAGUCGAAUCCCACGUCCGCGACGCAGAGCAAAAGGGCGGAAAAGUCGUCGUGGGCGGGAACAAGAUCUCCAAGCUCGGCCACAAUUUCUACGAGCCGACCGUCAUCACGGGUAUGACCAGGGACAUGGCCAUGUCGAGCGAGGAGACGUUUGGUCCCGUUGCGGGGCUGUUCAAGUUUGAGACGGAGGAGGAGGUUGUGAAGCUGGCGAACGCGACCAACGUCGGGUUGGCGGGGUACUUUUUCUCGAGGGAUAUUCAGCGCGUGCAUCGCGUCGCGGAGCAUCUUGAGGUCGGCAUGGUGGGUGUCAACACGGGGUUGAUUUCGGAUCCGGCGGCGCCGUUUGGGGGUGUCAAGGAGUCUGGGUUCGGUAGGGAGGGGUCGUUGUAUGGUGUUUCCGAGUACCAAGUUACCAAGAUGGUUACGUACGGCGGUAUGGGCCAGUCUCUGCAGAAGUAAAGAAAGGGGGACCAGGGGGUGGGAGUCGAAAACGAUGAGAAAGAAUGUGUGUUUUAGCGGGCAACCCUUGGGAUAGGAGUUGGUAAUUCUACUGUUCAACUAUUUUGCAUGAGCGAA
Molecule: messenger RNA, 2044 nt
Organism: Colletotrichum phormii
Lineage: Eukaryota; Fungi; Ascomycota; Sordariomycetes; Glomerellales; Glomerellaceae
Product: succinate-semialdehyde dehydrogenase
Exons: 4
Coding region: 326-1927 (533 amino acids)
Biological process (GO): GABA catabolic process
Cellular component (GO): cytoplasm
Molecular function (GO): succinate-semialdehyde dehydrogenase (NAD+) activity
Source: RefSeq, a predicted model, not a curated record